Molecule: messenger RNA, 1445 nt
Organism: Stegostoma tigrinum
Lineage: Eukaryota; Metazoa; Chordata; Chondrichthyes; Orectolobiformes; Stegostomatidae
Product: NAD(P)(+)--arginine ADP-ribosyltransferase 2-like
Exons: 5
Coding region: 399-941 (180 amino acids)
Molecular function (GO): NAD+-protein-arginine ADP-ribosyltransferase activity; NAD+ poly-ADP-ribosyltransferase activity
Source: RefSeq, a predicted model, not a curated record
CUCAGUGUUGCAAGAAUCUAUCAGGACUCUCUGUGCCCGAACCAAGCAAGUUCCUUUCUGGAUAUUUGUUCGUUUUGCAAUUAAAUAAAAGAAAUGCUAAGAAAGUGGGCGAAGAGAGCUGUAAUGAUGGUCACAUGCCAGCAUUUCGCAGAUACCAAGAGAUAGCAAUUGUUUGGAGCUCAAUCAAAUUUUACGAGCCUUCAUGCAAACUGCAACCAACUUCACUGUGGUCAUCUAGACGAAUUGAUUGUUAGAUCCCUGAAGUGCUUCGCAAGAUCAACAGGAUAGUGAAAAGCGACAUUCACACAUCCCGGGGAGAAAAAACCAUUAGUCCAGCAAAAGAAACCCAGAAAAAGAGGCAAUGCAUGCUUUAAUUUGGGUUGUGCUACUUUCUCUGGAUGUGGACUGAGUUCAAUGCGGCAACCAGGAAGUAUGGAGUGAGUGACGAAAUUUACGAGCGGAAUUUCGCUUUCAAAAGCUUCCACUACCUCUUCUCGGUCGCCCUGGAUAAGUUAAAAGGAAAGAAAUUGCAGACCUAUCGGGGAAGUGAGAAGACAUUCUGGGCCAGGGAAGGGAAAAGUGUGCGGUUCGGACAAUUUGCUUCAUCAUCCUUGGAUUUGAUGGUAGCCAAACGAUUCAUGAAGAACAUUCAAGGUGAAAACACGUUGUUUGAGAUCAAAACCAAAUUGGGAGUAAGUGUCAGCCAAUACUCCUACAUAAAGAAUGAGGACGAGGUCAUCAUUCCUCCAACAGAGGUGUUUAAUGUCAAGUACAAGCGAUGCUCAGAAGAGCCGGGGAAUAAAAAAUGGGUGACGUUUGGGCUGCAGGCUGUGGGAUGUCAGGGCAUUGCGGUGACGGUGGAAAAAACCAAUGAAGGUUCGUUGAAAGUGAGAAGAGGACGUGGAAAAUGCCCCUCUUAUUGCAAGUGCUCUCUGGGCUGAGAGCAACUUGAACCUGAAAUCAAGAAACUCACAUUGCUGACUCACACCAACAAUAGUCGCUUACAAUUAACAAUUCAUGCUUGACAAAAUAUUCCUGCUUGCUUUGUAACUGCUAAUAAAUGCUGCAUCAUUGAUAAUUCAUCAUGAUAAUUGUUCAUUUUUAUUCAUUCACAGGUUAUGGUCAUUCAUUGUUGAUAGUAAUUCGUUGUUCUGAAUCAACCACAUUGCUGUGGGUUUGGAGUCACAUGUAGGCCAGACCAGGUAAGGAUGGCAGUUUCCUUCCCAAAAAGACAUCAGUGAACCAGAUGGAAAUUCCCAGACAAUCAGCAAUUGUUUCAUGGUCAUCGUCAGUCUUUUGCUUAAAACAUUUUUCAAUCAACCUGCUCAGAGAUUUUAUUACACAUCAUUGGAAAUUGUGGGACAGGAACCCAGACUUCCUGGCUCAGAGGGUUGGACACUACUACAGUGCCCCAAAAGUCCUAUUAUUAGAGCCUCUUCUCCUUU